UAUGAGCGGUGAGCAACCCCCCUGGUAUGUAUCGUAUGUAUGCCUUUUUCAAAUAUUUCUCUUGCAGUUUGCUGUUUGUGCUAUCGUCAGUCGAUUGUUUAGGCGCCGUCUUCGUACAUGGCUUUCAUCUUUUGUUGCGUGGACGAUUAGAAAAAUCAUACUACAGCUAGUGCAGAUACAUGACGGCGGCAAGGAAAUGGCAGCAGUCGAUGAUACAAUAACAACCAAUACGUCGAAGAACGUAUAUAAAUGUCCGAAGACCACCACAGUCGCUCAAAACCAAGCGAAUUGGAGAUCCCGAAACGCCGGCCAAAGCUCGGGGACUGCUCAAAGAACGAAAUCAUGGCGAAAUAAUAAACGAGGCGAGGACAGCACACGACAAACUUUCAACACCAGUCAUCGAAGCUACGAACAAAGUUCCCACUACAAACGACGAGAGCCGCAUUAUGGCAGGAACGACGUUGAAAAAAAGAAUCCUGGCACCGAAAGAAACUCCACCGCAGAGCAUAAGUUCACGUUCAAGUACCUACAGGACUUGAGCCAAAAGGACAGCAACGAAGUCAUUUCAGCACUGGCUUCGAAAAAAACAGAUUUUGAACAGUUUCUUUUGGAUGUACCCUCGGAGCUCAUGGCAAUAACUAUACGAGUUCUGGGCAACGUCUGUCGCGCGAAUUUCGAGGAUACCGUUACGCGUAUUCUUGUACCAACUCUAUCCAGCCAUUUUCUGGAUAAAUUAGACGACUAUCUGCUAAGACUACCCUACGAGAAAGAAGUCGAAAAGCGAAAAAACAAGCUUUACCACGACGACGUUGGCAGGUUCUGGACGGAUCUGACUGAUUUCUUCAAGAAGUUGAUCGAACUUUUGCCGAGCAAAGCUUGCGAUGGGCUGAGGCCGAUUCUAGAGAAGAUCGGCACGAUCUUCGAAUUCAUAGAUAAGUUUCAGAAGGACUGUAGAAUCGACGAGAAGGUAAAGCGGGUAGCCUUGACUUUGCAUGAAAUUUUGGAAGCAGAAGUUAAGAGGAUCGAGGAGAAGUCCAAGGCCACUCGCAAGCCGAUCGUUGCCGCUGAAUUGGAAACGGAAAAUCCACCGGAUGACUACAGGGAACUCAGCGUUAUCCCAACGCUAAAAGACAUGAUUAACGACAAGCCAUUCAUAAGAAAAUGCAAGAUAAACGAACCGUAUAGCUCGGUUGAUCACUAUUUGGACGUUCAGUUUCGUCUGCUGAGAGAAGAUUUUGUAUGUCCUUUGCGCAGCGGCUUGAAAGAGUAUCUGAACCCCAAUCCGCAAAAGUACCGCAACAACGACCUAAGGAUAUAUAGAAGAGUGACGUUACUGAGUCCCGGCGUACAGGACAACACCGUAGGUGUCACGGUGUCUUUUCCCCCGAUGAGCCAUGUAAACUGGCGACAAUCAAAGCGAUUGAUAUACGGUGGACUUGUACUACUGAGCAACGAUCAUUUCAAGACCAUCCUAUUCUUUACAGUCGCCUACCGCGACGAGAAAGAGUUGGCGAAAGGUCGAAUCCUAAUGGAACCGUGCGAAGGUACUGUGAUUACUCGAGAUAUGUACAACAGUACAUACGUCAUGUUGGAGUCGAAGAUAUACUUUGAGCCAUACUGGGCUGUUCUGAAUGCCAUGAAACAUCUGACAGAGAACGAUUUCCCGAUGAGAAAGUAUCUUAUAGACGCCGAUAAUACCAGAAGGUUACCCGAGUAUAUCAGGGAUGUUGAUUCACUAUUCUACAAGUACACUCGCCUACCAGUGGCCUAUGACAAAGUAUGGCCUAAUGCCAAGAGUUUCAAUAUGGACGAGACACAGUUGAAUGCCUUCAGAUCGGCUCUUACCCAGGAGUUUUCGUUGAUCCAAGGUCCUCCGGGCACUGGUAAGACUUUUAUCGCUUUGGAAAUAGUGGGUACGCUCCUGAAUAAUCAAGACUACUGGAAAAAUUAUGGACCGAUUGUUGUUAUCUGUUUAACAAAUCACGCACUUGAUCAGUUUCUGGAAGGUGUUUUGAAAUAUACGAAAAAGGUUGUUCGCGUUGGCAGCCGGUCUCAAAACGAGGCAUUAAAGCCAUACACAUUAAUGGAAAGAAGGAAAGCUAUGUAUUCCUAUGGCUCGACUGAUGCCGGUAGUAUGAUGUAUUACGUAAAGCAUGACAUGGAAUACAUUUUGAGAAACAUUCAGAAGACUCUGUUGCAAAUUUCUUAUUUGAAUCUUCCCGACGCUAUCGUACCUCUAGAUCUACUCAAGGAAAAUUGCAACAAUCCAAUCUUGCAGGAUUUUGAGUCCAAUCAGGACUUAUUGAGCUGGCUUAUUGAGGCUGACAUAAACCCUUAUUCAAUGAGCCUGGAUUCAGGUUUCAAUUUGGCCGACUACAACAAAGAAGAACAGCAGGUGACAACCGAUAUAAAAACAGAAUAUCAAAGCAUUGACAAUAUACCCGAGUUUGAAAAAUAUCACAAGAAAUCUGUAAUGGAUGAUGACUUGGAAUUGAAUGAAGUAUUUGAAGUUGAUCGUGAAUCGAAACCUAUGUUUCCGUUACGCAAAGUCAAUAUCGCUAUGACAUAUAUUCAAAAAGAACUAAUUGAUUAUAAAAAUAAGCAAGACAAAAAUGAUGCCCCCUUUGACCCGGUUAUCCAAGAGUUUCACAAGCGUCUUGAUAUUUUAACCAACAUUAAACAGUUAGUUCAGCAAGAGCUGAAACAACACUCAGUUAUUAAUCCCAAUCGCGUGAAAUCCAAUGACAUAUACUGGGAAAGUUACUGGUACUGGGUAAAAGAUAGUUACGAGAAUGCGAUGAAUCGACUGCAUCAACUGGAAGAGGAAUAUCGACAAACUCUUUUGAGAUUGAAAGAUGCCAAACAGCUGGUUGAUCUACAUACUCUAAAACAUCAUAAAAUCGUUGGAAUGACAACGACAGGCGCUGCCAAGAUAUAUUCAAGUAUACAAGCACUUCACGCCCCUAUAGUGUUGGUGGAGGAGGCAGCAGAAAUUCUCGAGUCCCACGUUGUGUGUUCGCUGGCAAGGAAUUGCCAGCAAGUUAUUCUAAUUGGAGACCAUAAGCAGUUGCAGCCAAAAGCAUCAGUUUACAAACUAGGAAAAAAUUACAAUUUGAAUAUAUCGCUAUUCGAAAGAAUGGUCAGAAUAAUGGGAGAUUGCACCCAACUGGGCUAUCAGCACCGGAUGCGUCCGCAGUUCGCCAAAUUGAUAACUCCGGCGAUCUACAAAAAACUUUACAAUCACGAAGUGGUGCUCGAUUACCCUGACGUCGCAGGAUUGGAGAAAAAUCUGUUCUUUCUCAAUCACGUUCAACGGGAAGAAAAUCACGACAUGGACGACAGUUGGACAAACCGUCAUGAGGCUGAAUUUUUAGUCGCUUUUGCCAGGCAUCUGGUGUUACAGGGAUAUAGUACUAAGGAUAUUACGAUACUGUGUACGUAUACUGGGCAGCUAUUUACUCUUACAAAGGAAAAAAGUCGUUAUUCAUCGAUCCUCCAGGAUUUGCGUGUGACGACAGUGGACAACUUCCAAGGAGAGGAGAACAAAAUUAUCCUCCUAUCUUUAGUGCGGAAUAACGGGGAAGGCAAUAUUGGAUUCCUAAAAGAAGAGACCAGAGUCUGUGUCGCAUUAUCUCGUGCCCGUGAAGGACUUUACAUUAUGGGAAACAUGGACGAUCUUGUGGUAAAAAAUAAUAUUUGGCCACAAAUCAAAAGCGUACUUGAAGAUGAGAAUGCCAUAGGCGAUGUACUUCGAUUGCGUUGCCAGAUUCACUCAGAGCAGCUGGUCGAGGUUAAAAACGCCAAGGAUUUCCAAGAAUCUCCAGAAGGCGGUUGUUCGAAGUUGUGUGGGGUUGACAUGCCCUGCGGACAUCCAUGCCUCAGUGUUUGUCAUAUGCGCGAUCGAGAGCACAAGGAAUUUUCAUGCAGACAACCUUGCUUGAAGGCUUGUUCUUUUAAUCAUCCCUGUCCACUGCUUUGUUACGAGGGUUGUAAAGCCUGCAAAGUUAAGGUCGAGUGCGAACUACGUUGCGGACAUACCGUAGAAAUGUCUUGUUCAAGUGACCCCGAUACUUUUCCGUGUUACAUUCAGGUUGAGACCACCUUACCUGAUUGUAAACAUCAAAUUCAAAAAUUCUGUCAUUUUGCUGAUGAAUUGUGCAGCUGCACUUAUCCAUGCGAUAGCCGCUUGCCUUGUGGCCACACAUGCAAACACACCUGUCACGUUAACAAAGAUCCUGAUCACAUAGAAUACAAGUGCUCAAAGGACUGCGCUAAAACAUACGUUGGCUGCGACAAUGGUCAUCCAUGCAAAAAGAAAUGCUUCGAAGAGUGUGGAUUGUGUCCAAUAAAAGUGGAAAAAACUCGUUCAUGUGGACAUUUUUACAAGCAGGCUCAGUGCGGCGAAGAUUUGGAAAAGCAGCCAUGUGUUAGACCUUGCAAACGGGAUAUACCAACUUGCGGUCACAAGUGCAAACAGCUCUGUUGUGAUCCCUGUGGAAAGUGUGAGAUAAUUGUGGAGAAGAAAAGCAUCAAAUGCGGUCACACAUUAAAAAUCAAGUGUUGUAACGAAGCCGAACCUUCGAAAUGCAACGGCAAAUGUCCAAAGACUUUACCGUGCGGUCAUCCAUGCACUAAAAAAUGCAAAGAUCAGUGUACCACAAAAUGUCAAAUAAUGGUAAAACUCAAUGAGCCUGGAUUAUGUGGUCACGCAUUUGAAGUGCCAUGUUUUCUACAGAGCAGUGAUCCAAAGUCUGAAGACUUAUUAAAGUAUUGCAAGGAAUCGUGCAAAACGAAAUUGGCAUGCCAGCAUUAUUGCAAAGGGAAUUGCGGAGAAUGCCAACAAGGACGGAUGCACAUCUUUUGCGCCGAACCUUGCGGCUUCCCACUUGUUUGUGGGCAUUUAUGUGAAGAUCCAUGCCGAGAACAAUGCAAAUCGUGUAAACGAAACUGCGAGCUUCAGUGCCAACAUAGCAAAUGCAAAAAUAAGUGUGGAAUGCCGUGUUCACCUUGCAUUGAAAAAUGCGCACUAGGGUGUGAACACAAAAAAUGUAAAAAACGCUGUUCAGAGAUUUGCAAUAUUGAGCCAUGCAUGGAAUUAUGUAAAAAAAAAUUAAAAUGCGAUCAUCCGUGUGUUGGAUUCUGCGGCGAACCUUGUCCACCAUUGUGUAGAAUUUGUAACAAGGAUGAAUUAACGGAACUUUUAUUUGGCGAUGAAGAUGAUCCCGAUGCAAGAUUCGUAUUUUUGGAGGACUGUAAACACUGUAUAGAGAGUUCAGGACUUUCAAAGUGGUUAGAACUGGACAACGACACUAUUAAAGUCAAGACAUGUCCAAAGUGCAAAACGCCAAUAAAAAAAUGUGCACGUUUAAUGAAUCAAAUAAAGAAAGAUUUAAAUGACGUACAGUUGGUAAAGAAGAAAGUGUUUUAUGGCCAAUACGAAGAUUUAGGAAAGAUUCAAAGAAAGCGUCUCGAGACCGUGAAGAAUAUGCUCAAGCAUGCGACGGUUUCAGUCCAUCCUGCAAUCCAAAAAUUUUUAUACAAUCUACGAGACAGAUUAACAUUUGUACGAAACCGAAGACGGCAAAUUUUAAGCGCACAGGACGUUGAUACUUGUCGAGUUAUAGUAGAUAUCAUAAAUCAUAUGAUUGAAAUACUGAGUACUAUUGAAGAAACACUCCAUCAAAUGUCCUUGGAGAAAUGGAAGAAAAAUUUUAUUUCAGGCUAUUCACCGGUUCCUACAUUUCGUGAUUAUAAGAUCACUUAUAAAUUUAUUGAAAUUCAAAUUUUAAUUAUUUUAGAAUCAAUUUCAUCAUGCACUUGGCACUUACCUAAACAAAGACUCGAAGAUAUCGAACUAGAACUUUUACGUCUGCAUUAUAUGGCUGCAUUAUGCAUCGCAGAUCUUAAAUUUAGAAAAUAUAUAUUAGCUAGCUUCUUGGUUGAAUACACAAAAAAAUAUGAUGUGGUACUAAAAAAAUUAUCAUGUAUCAAACGGUUUGAAAAAAAGGUUCAGUCAGAGGUACUGGAUGCGUUGAACAAUCUGCAGAAUGAGGAAAAAACUGCCGUCAUUGAGAAAUGUAUGAUCGUGCAAGCGAUGGGUUUCAAGCAGGGUCACUGGUACAAGUGUCCCAACGGACAUCCCUAUGUCAUAGGUGAAUGUGGCGGCGCGAUGGAAGUCGCCAAUUGCAACGAGUGUGGAGCAAAAAUUGGCGGUACUGACCAUCGUUUACUUGGCAGUAAUCAGUUAGCAAGCGAAAUGGACGGCACUGCAAUAAAUCCAGCUUGGUCUUGGUAAGGGAAGCGUCGGAAACUUAUAAUAGUUAACUUUUAUUAGUUUGUACGUUUUAUUAUUUUUUAUUUCUAUAAUUAUCAUGGUUUGCAUCAUAGUUAUUUUAGCAAUAGGUUGUAAAAAUGUUAGGAUCCAAACUGUAUUUGAUAUGUUUUAUGUAACAUUUUUAUGCAACUGUUUACAAUAAAAUUGGACUCCUACAUAAUAUAA
This is a messenger RNA of Nasonia vitripennis (jewel wasp), 6499 nucleotides long. Its product is annotated as NFX1-type zinc finger-containing protein 1-like. NCBI's taxonomy places the organism in Eukaryota, Metazoa, Arthropoda, Insecta, Hymenoptera, Pteromalidae. Gene Ontology annotation, cellular component: nuclear RNA-directed RNA polymerase complex; nucleus. Gene Ontology annotation, biological process: regulatory ncRNA-mediated heterochromatin formation. The record is from RefSeq and is a predicted model, not a curated record. The coding region runs from base 2 to 6295 and encodes 2097 amino acids. The transcript has 16 exons. Gene Ontology annotation, molecular function: zinc ion binding; helicase activity.